Molecule: messenger RNA, 5553 nt
Organism: Gambusia affinis (western mosquitofish)
Lineage: Eukaryota; Metazoa; Chordata; Actinopteri; Cyprinodontiformes; Poeciliidae
Product: dynein, cytoplasmic 1, intermediate chain 2a-like
Exons: 17
Coding region: 138-2084 (648 amino acids)
Biological process (GO): transport along microtubule
Cellular component (GO): cytoplasmic dynein complex
Molecular function (GO): dynein heavy chain binding; dynein light chain binding
Source: RefSeq, a predicted model, not a curated record
CCAUUAAAGACGAACAUCGACGCAGCCUCUUCCAGCAUCAUCAUCUCCACCCUCCAUCAUCUUUUCUUGGGAAUAAGCGGCCACAAAACUGGAUUCUUUCUUCACUUCGGCUCCUAAACCUAACUUCUGACACCAGCAUGUCUGACAAGAGCGAGCUGAAGGCUGAGCUGGAGAGGAAGAAGCAACGGAUCGCCCAGAUCCGCGAGGAAAAGAAGAGGAAAGAAGAGGAGAAAAAAAAGAAGGAUGGAGAAUCCAAACGUGGUGCGGAGGGAGGACCGGCUGGCGCCGAAGACUCAGAUUUGGAGAGGAAGAGGAGAGAAGCCGAGGCUCUUCUCCAGAGCGUUGGCAUCACCCCCGACGUCCCGCACGCUCAGCCCCUGAGGGUAGUAACAGAAGAUACGUGUCUGUUUCACUACCUAGUCCCCGCCCCCAUGUCUCCCUCCAACAAAUCAGUGGGCAGCGAUGCUGGAAGCCAAGAUUCCGGGGAUGGAAACGCAGGACCAAGGACUUUGCAUUGGGAUCCUGACCCCUCCACUCUGCAACUCCACUCCGACUCUGAGCUGAUGGGACGUGGAAUGGUAAGACUUGGGAUGUCCAAACUCAUCCAGGUGGAUUUUGUCCCGAAGGAAAUGGUGGCCUAUUCCAAGGAGACGCAGACACCCACAGAGGCGUUGGCUCACACAGGUCAGAAAGCAGAUGAAGAAGAGGACGAGGAGAUAAGUGCUCCCCCGCUGACAGAGGACACCCAGGAUGAGAAAAAUGAGCUGAGCGAACAGCAGGAGGAAGACUCUCCCAAGGAGCUGACAGAGGAAGAGAAGCUGCAGGUCCUUCAUUCUGACGAGUUCUUGUCGUUUUUCGAGCGCGGCAGCAGAAUCGUGGAGCGAGCUCUGGCCGAGCAGGUGGACGUCUGCUUCGACUACAGCGGGAGGGAUCUGGAGGAUAAAGAAGGCGACUUGCAGGCAGGAGCGAAACUGGUUCAGAACAGACAGUUUGCAGAUGAGCGCUGGACCAAGAACCGAGUGGUGACCUGCCUCGACUGGUCUCCUCAGUACCCAGAGUUGCUGGUUGCCUCGUAUAACAACAACGAGGACGCUCCACAUGAGCCGGAUGGCGUGGCUCUGGUCUGGAACAUGAAGUACAAGAAAGCCACGCCUGAGUACAUCUUCCACUGCCAGUCUGAGGUGAUGUCGGCUGGCUUCGCAAAGUUUCACCCUAACCUGGUGGUGGGCGGGACUUAUUCCGGACAGAUAGUCCUGUGGGACAACAGGAGCAACAAACGCACGCCUGUUCAAAGAACUCCCCUGUCCGCGUCGGCGCACACGCACCCGGUCUACUGCGUGAACGUCGUCGGGACCCAGAACGCUCACAACCUGAUCAGCAUUUCCACUGAUGGCAAGAUGUGCUCCUGGAGUCUGGACAUGCUCUCCCAGCCGCAGGACAGCCUGGAGCUGGUGUUCAAACAGAGCAAGGCGGUGGCCGUGACAUCCAUGGCGUUUCCUCUGGGGGAUGUAAAUAACUUUGUGGUGGGCAGCGAGGAUGGCUCGGUCUACACCGCCUGUCGUCACGGCAGUAAGGCGGGCAUUACAGAGGUGUUUGAAGGCCACCAUGGUCCUGUGACUGGACUGAGCUGCCACAGUGCUGCAGGACCUGUCGAUUUCUCUCACCUCUUCAUCUCCUCCUCCUUUGACUGGACCGUCAAACUGUGGAGCACGAAGAGCACCCGUCCUUUGUACUCAUUCGAGGACAGCUCCGACUAUGUCUAUGACUCGAUGUGGUCUCCUGCGCAUCCCGCUCUGUUUGCCUGUGUGGACCUGUCCGGACGGCUGGAUCUGUGGAACCUCAACAACGACACCGAAGUUCCAACUGCGAGUGUGUGUGUGGAAGGAUCUUCAGCUCUGAACCGUGUGAGAUGGUCUCACUCUGGAAAGGAGAUCGCCACCGGAGACUCAGACGGACAGGUGCAGGUGUACGACGUAGGGGAGCAAAUCUGCGUUCCCAAAGCCGACGAGUGGACGCGUUUCGUCAGGACUCUGGCUGAGAUCAAUGAAAACAGAGACGAAGCUGAGGAACUGGCUAACGCCUGAUCCUGUAACCACUCCCUGCUAACCGUUAAUAGAUUCCUCUCCAGUAUGUUACACAUCUAUAGCACAUUAUAAGACACAGCCAGGGGGAGUCGCACUGUCUUCUCUGAUUUCCAGCUUUUCCUUCCACCAGAACUUGGGCCUGAGGAGAUGCGCUGAGCUAGACAGAUAAGAGAGUUUUAGAGAAAAAAGGGUUUUGAGUUCAUGUGUAGAGGUUGUAGUUGCAAGAUUGAUUUAGAAAGGCUACACGAAGGUGAUUCUCAGUUCUAGCUUUGAUCACAUCCUCAGGGCUCCAGAAACUGCUCUUCUCCUGAGGCCUCGACCAUUAUUUUUUUUACAUAUGCAAAACCUUUCUACUUGCACCUUUUUAUUACCUUUCGGGUGUUUUACAUAUUUUACAGACACGCUUAUGCUGAAGCUGGCAAACUCUUGAAACAGAUUUGGAAGUCUGAAGAUCUGAGUUGUACAUCUUCAGUAGGACAGUGAAUGUGCUCACACACAUACACACUCCAGGCCUGAAGAGUGUCAUGAUAAUAUUCUAAUUGCGACUAUAUUUAAUAUUUAUUACUGUGGCUGCACUUAUUUAAAUAUUUUAUUAUUCUAAAAAUGUUUCUUUGUACUUGAGGAGUACAGUCUUAAAAUUUGGCACUACAAGCUUUUAAUAUGUUCGUAGUUUAAAUUUAAUGACGCUACAAUUAUUUCUCUCUGUAACCAUGAUUAGUGAUUAAUCCUGUGCUCUUGUAUUGAAAAACAGGAACUGUUUGUUGAUUAUUCUCUUGAAGAGAAAUGUAAAAUAUGUUCUUUUAAAUGAAGAUGUACCACUGAGGUUGGAAGCUUUUUUUUUUUCUAGAGAUGCACCGGAAAAUUUUGUCUGAUUUUCAAUCUGAUCUGCUGAUUGGAAAACCAAAAAUGUAGCCUGGUUCUGAUUACUGAACACACUAAGUGUUUGCAGGUUCAUUAUUACUGCAACAGCCUUCAGUGUGGAUGGCAUUGCUAAGUGCAGACUCAAAGGUCAAGUGAGGCAUUUCUAAAAAUGAAAUUUGGACAGGGAUUUAAAAAUCUAUCUGAAGUGUUUUAUAUAGCACACAGUUAUGACUGUGAAACAGUGAGAGGGAGCCACACUUUUAGAAGAUAACAGGAAGGCCAUAUUAGAGACAAGUAGCUUUCUUUUGUAGAACAUGGUGGAUUUGGAAAUGUUCUUCUUUUGGAAAGAUUGAGGUUGUUGUUUUGAAUGUUGGCUACAAGUAAAUAUGCUACAUCUAGUUCUUCCUAAUUUCGCCUUCACUGUAAAAUGAGAAAAAAAUUAUUUUUACUGAGACUUUUCUCACACAGGGCGACUUUGUCUGCUCCUCCUAUAAUUGAUUGAUUCUGUAAAGAGAGAUUAAAAUUGGUACCAACAGGCAAGGGCGUAAAUCCCAUCUCAUUAUUGAGGUGGGGGUCAUAAACAGGGAAAUUUUUUAAGAGCAAUUUUGGGGGGGUCAGCAACGUUACAGUAAAUUGUGGUUUAAAUUUUUUUGUGUGUGUUCAAACUGCACCAUCAAAAAUGACUAGUAAGUAGCAAUGAAUAAUAAAAGUGUUUUUCUCAGUAAAGUCAAACUAAGAUUCAAAUGUUCCUUAGAUAUGAGUUUGGUUCAGUGUCACAGAUCUAAUCUGCUACGCCUUUACAAAAACUUAAGGAUCUAAAUAAAAACAAGUAUUAAUAAGUAACUCCACUUAAUAAAAUUCCUCAUAAAUAAUGAUUUAUAGCAGUGGUUCUCAAUACAGUCAUGUGUUAUUUAAAUGAUAACUUAAGUUGCUUUAAACUGUUUUAUUAUUAUUAUUUAUUUCGGAGGGGGAUGGAGGGCUCUUGUCCUGGGUGGCUGAAAACCUAUAAAUAUGUAGAAAUUGAAUAUCUGGGAAGUAUCAUAACUUAAACAUAAUGGUCAGCACCUAGAGUUUUCUAGAAAAAUAUUCAGAUUUUAUUUUGUGGUUUUAAACGCUCCACGUUGAAGAUGAUAAGACAUACAGGUUUACCAUAAUUUCCGGACUAUAGAGCGCACCUGAUUAUAAGCCGCACCCCCCUACAUUUCUAAAGGAAACACAGUUUGUACAUACAUAAGCCGCACCGGUGUAUAAGCCGCAUGUGCCUACAUUGAAACAUGAGAUAUUUACAAAGAAAGACGGUACACAGAAAGUGUUUUUAAAAUUUUAAUAAUAUGCUGUAGCUUUUUUUUCUGAACAGCAGCAAUAUAGCAAAACAACACUAACAGGACUGGUUUAAAUAACAUACGUUAAAAGUCACGGAGAGCCGUCAUCCUCUUCCUCCUGUGCACUGAAACCAUGGAAGUCUUCUUCCUCAGUGUCUGUUUCCUUCUUUAUCGGCCAGCUCGAUUGCUUUUAACAUGAAAGCUGCAUCAUAUGCAUUUCUUCUUGCAUUCUCCAUGAUGAGGGUCUGUUCAAGCUAAUUUUAUUCAUGCACAAAGCACGUUACAUUAGUCUUCCUCUACAGAUAUAUUCCAGCUGUCUCACGCUUACCUUUUCUGCUCCAGCGCCCCUACUGGCCGUUAGAAAAAAUUCAUAAAUAAGCCGCAUCGUUGUAUAAGCCGCAGGGUCGAAAGCAGACAAAAGUCGCGGCUUAUAGUCCGGAAAUUAGGGUACUUUAUUGUUUAACUGCCAGCUGCAAUAGCCCCUCUGCUCUCUGGGGUUCAGACCCACCCCACCCCACCCUUCUGGGAUUUACGCCUAUGCCAACAGGGUUAUAGCUUUACAAAAACAAAGAAUUGAAAGUCAGUCAAAAAUUUGUUUGGUGCAUCUUCUGCCCCUUCCUCCUCCGUACGAAACCUCAAUCUUUAUUUCCCUCAUUCAUUCCAUGAUGCAAUAGAGCUAGAGUGUACUGAAUUAACCGUGCCGUCUGUAUUAUACAUACAGGAUGAGUUCUUUCCAAACACUUGCAUUGUAAUGAUAUUCCUGAAACAAGAAUUGCUCUCCGUUUUUCAUUGAAAUAAAAAAAACUCAGAAUACAGAUAAAGAUAAAACAUAUGGAUUAUUUAUUUAUUUAAAAUACAAUGAAUGAAUCAAGAUACAUUUAAUUUAUUAAUACCUAAUUCUCCGCUCGUGAUUCUUGUUUUAGCAAGAAAACAAAAGGAAAAGCUCUGUACAUCAGUAAGAGUGAUUCUCAGAGACCAGGACCAAAGGCCCCACCGUUGCCAUGGCAUUACAGCUGCUGUGUAAUGAUACAGGCUGAUCUUGUAACUUUUCCUCAGUACAGUUAUACAAUAUAUACAGUAUGUAGCCUCCUGUGUGAGGAGUGGCGGCGAGAAAAACCUCACACACUGCACACAUCAAAUCGGAUAUAUCCUAUGCCCACCGCCCAAAAAGAGAAGUCCUACUCAUACUGAGUAUCAGACAAAAAAAAAAAAAUAUAAUCUACUCAUGAGAGACAGAAAGGAGUGCCCAAGGUUCAGCUUUACACAAACGUUUUAAAAGAAGAACA